CGGUUAAAAGCGGACUCGGCGGGAGGCGGUGCCGUAGUGUAUGAAUAUUGAUUACGCAUCCUUGCGGCGAGUGCCCGCCCCUCUCCGCUGCCAGACGCUAGCUGCUCGCGCUCUGGCUCGCGAUGGGGAAGAAGUCCCGGGCGGUACCCGGUCGCAGGCCCAUCCUGCAGCUCUCUCCGCCCGGUCCUCGGAGCAGCACGCCGGGCCGAGACCCAGAGCCAGAACCCGACGCCGAGCAGGACUCGACGGCAGUGGCCCCCAGCCAGCCCGCACCGGCGGCGGUGGCUGCGGCGACGACGACCACGGCCACGAUUACGACCGCAACUGCGGUGACUACCACCGCGGCCCUGGACGACUCGCCUUCGGAAGAUGAACAGGAAGUGGUGGUGGAGGUUCCAAGAGUUCAGACUACUCCAAAACCAGUCAUGACCACCAGACCUACUGCUGUGAAAGCAACAGGAGGUCUGUGCUUACUUGGUGCUUAUGCUGACAGUGAUGACGAUGAGAGUGAUGUUUCUGAAAAACCAGCACAAUCCAAAGAGGCAAAUGGAAACCAGUCGACUGAUAUUGAUAGUACAUUGGCCAACUUCUUAGCGGAGAUCGAUGCCAUAACAGCUCCUCAGCCUUCAGCUCCUGUAGGGGCUUCUGCUCCACCUCCAACUCCACCUCGACCAGAGCCAAAGGAGGCAGCAACAUCUGCCCUUUCUUCCACCACUUCAAACGGAACAGACUCAACCCAGAGCUCAGGGUGGCAGUAUGAUACCCAGUGUUCAUUGGCAGGAGUUGGAAUUGAGAUGGGAGAUUGGCAGGAAGUUUGGGAUGAGAACACAGGCUGUUACUAUUAUUGGAACACACAAACAAAUGAAGUAACUUGGGAGUUACCCCAGUAUCUUGCCACCCAGGUACAGGGAUUACAACAUUACCAGCCCAGUUCUGUAACAGGUACCGAAGCUAGUUUUGUGGUAAAUACAGACAUAUAUAACAAGGAGAAAACUAUUUCUGUUUCCAAUAGUAAAAGUGGACCAGUCAUAGCCAAGCGAGAAGUCAAAAAGGAAGUAAAUGAAGGCAUUCAAGCUCUCGCAAAUAAUGAGGAAGAAAAGAAAGGGGUAGCAGCAUCACUGCUCGCUCCUUUAUUGCCCGAGGGAAUAAAAGAGGAAGAGGAGAGAUGGAGAAGAAAAGUGAUUUGCAAAGAAGAGCCCCUUCUGGAAGUAAAAGAAAUAAUAAGUACAACAGUAGAAGAAGCAGCAACAGUAGUCAAGCCACAGGAAGUUACGUUGGACAGUAUUGAAGACCCUUCUCAGGAGGAUCUUUGCAGUGUCGUCCAGUCUGGAGAAAGUGAGGAGGAAGAGGAACAAGAUACCCUUGAGCUGGAGCUAGUUUUGGAAAGGAAAAAAGCAGAGUUGCGAGCCUUGGAGGAAGGAGAUGGUAGUGUGUCAGGGUCUAGUCCAUGUUCUGAUACCAGCCAACCAGCAUCUCAAGAUGGAAUGCGUAGACUUAUGACUAAAAGAGGAAAAUGGAAGAUGUUUGUUCGAGCUACCAGUCCAGAAUCCACUAGUCGGAGUUCUAGCAAAACUGGACGAGAUACUCCAGAAAAUGGAGAAACUGCAAUUGGUGCUGAAAUUUUAGAAAAAACAGAUGAGAAUUCAGACAAAGAGAUGGAAGUGGAAGAAUCUCCAGAGAAAACCAAAGUACAAAUAGCACCAAAGGUAGAAGAAGAACAGGAUUUGAAAUUUCAGAUUGGAGAGGUGGCAAAUACCCUGACAAGUAAAUUUGAAUUCCUGGGCAUUAAUAGACAGUCCAUCUCCAACUUUCAUGUGCUGCUUUUACAGACUGAGACUCGAAUUGCAGACUGGAGGGAAGGGGCUCUUAAUGGAAACUACCUUAAACGAAAACUUCAGGAUGCAGCAGAACAACUAAAACAGUAUGAAAUAAACGCCACUCCUAAAGGCUGGUCCUGCCACUGGGACAGGGAUCAUAGACGAUAUUUCUAUGUAAACGAACAGUCGGGCGAGUCUCAGUGGGAGUUCCCAGAUGGUGAGGAGGAGGAAGAAGAAAGCCAAGCGCAAGAAAACAGAGAUGAGACUCUUCCUAAACAGACUUUGAAAGACAAAACUGGCAAUGAUUCAAAUUCUGCAGAAUCCUCUGAGAAUACUACAGGUUCUCUUUGUAAAGAAUCCUUUUCUGGUCAAGUUUCUUCGGCAUCACUUAUGCCACUUACUCCAUUCUGGACCCUCCUUCAGUCAAAUGUUCCUGUGCUUCAACCUCCAUUACCCUUGGAAGUGCCACCACCCCCGCCGCCCCCCCCAGAAUCGCCUCCGCCACCUCCUCCCCCACCUCCUCCUAUAGAAGAUGGAGAGAUCCAAGAGGUGGAGAUGGAAGAUGAAGGGAGUGAGGAGCCUCCUGCCCCAGGAACAGAGGAGGAUACUCCUUUGAAACCCUCAGCACAAACCACAGUUGUAACUAGCCAGAGUUCAGUUGAUUCAGCCAUUUCUAGUUCCCCUUCCACUAAAGCAAUAAAGAGAAAAGCUACAGAAAUUAGUACUGCUGUGGUUCAGAGGUCAGCAACCAUCGGCAGUUCUCCAGUCCUCUACAGCCAAUCAGCUAUAGCUACAGGUCACCAGGUAACAGGGAUUGGAAACCAGGCAACAGGGAUUGGACAUCAGACAAUUCCAGUUAGCCAUCCUGCAGCAGGAUUGGGCCAUCAAGCCAGAGGAAUGAGCUUACAGUCAAAUUACCUUGGACUAGCAACAGCACCUGCAAUUAUGAGUUAUGCUGAAUGUUCUGUCCCAAUCGGAGUGACUGCUCCAUCACUGCAGCCACUCCAGGCUCGAGGUGCUGCGCCUGCUACUGCUGUGAUAGAACCACCACCCCCUCCUCCUCCUCCUCCACCACCAGCUCCCAAAGUGCCACCACCUGAGAAGACAAAAAAAGGGAAGAAAGAUAAGGCAAAGAAGAGUAAAACCAAAAUGCCAUCUUUAGUAAAGAAGUGGCAGAGUAUUCAGCGUGAGUUAGAUGAAGAGGACAAUUCUAGUUCCAGUGAAGAAGACCGGGAAUCAACUGCACAGAAGCGAAUUGAAGAGUGGAAACAGCAGCAGCUGGUUAGUGGCAUGGCAGAGAGAAAUGCUAAUUUUGAAGCCCUUCCUGAGGAUUGGCGAGCAAGACUGAAGAGAAGGAAAAUGACUCCAAACACAUAGUUUUUAAAUCUAGAAAAAAUUUUAAUUUGUUUUGUGUUUAUUUCAGAGUCUUAACCAGUUUUACUGUUGUCAAAUAAACUAUAAAUGUUGAGGGGGGAGAGCAUAUGAACUUCCUGGUCAAGAACAUAUGAUACAAAGUUUUCAUACUUGUGAAUUGUAAUUUGUGUGUUUUGCUGAAAGGUGAGGUGAUUGGAAUUGCUUUGACCUGGCUGCCUUUAUUAUCACACUGGCAAAACUUAGCAUGUUAGGUAUAUUAACCUCAUCAAUUUUGAGGAACGUGUGGCACACAAAUCUGAUACUUCAGUGGGGCUCAAUGGCAAAAAGUGAAGAACUUUUCUGCCUGAUAGGUUAGUUUAGUUCUAGUGUGGCACAGGCUCUCAGUGACUUCUAACCCCAGAACAAGUGCAAUUCAGAAGGCAGCUCUGUAUUUGACUUUGCUUAACUGGGAUUACCAGGAUCUCUUUCUGACCUCUUCCCCUAGUCUGCCACCCCUGAAGUGCUGUCAGGUGGUUAUCUUGUGCUGAUAGUUGGCCACAGUCUUUAAAUAGUUCUUUCUGACCAACUCUAGAACUGAUGGCUCAGUCAUUUCACACACUAGGGGACAUAUUUAAAUUUUAAUACAAGCAGUAACAGCUUGUGUUCCUAUCCUUGAUUUUGAGAAUUUACCCCUUGAGUAUGUGCAGCAAAAGUCGCUCUGUAUCAAUGUGUCUUAGUUGUCUUACCCUGGUCCAAAAUUUACCUCUCUUUGUGUGAAUAUUGUCUCCAUAAAAUUCCAGUAUUUAAAAAGCAGUUUACUGUUCUGUACAUUCUAUUGGUACCACAAUCAGGUAAAAGUCACUUUAAACUGAAGAAAAGGCAAAUUGUGUUUUAAAACUGUUUGUAUUUCUCCAGUUUUUGACCUUGUAAAUUUGUAUAUAUGCACUAAUAAAGCUUUUUUUAUACUUCUGAUUGGUUAUCCUUUUGCUCUUCGAAGCCUGGUAACCCCUGAUUAUGUAACCAGGACUUAUUUUAAGUCAAUUCUUAAUUGUUUUUUUCUAAUCAAAUACAGUGCAAGGCAUGUGCAAACCAAUUGAACUGCUUUCAGGAAAAGAACAGCAGGAUCUUGGGUAGGAAUGGAGGGGGUUUGGUGGGGCAGGGUUAGAAAACAGGCCUCUAGUACCAGAAGGUGCUGUAUGACUUAAAUUUGGUUUGUACUCUAUGAUAUUAGCUUAAUAUUUGACCUAUUUAAGUCCUGGAAAUAAUGUAAUGUGUUAAAAAAUAAAGGUGCUUUAUAGCUUUUCUCUUUCCCACUCUUGAUUCUAAAGGUAAUAGAUAAAGCUGCCAUCAUAUAAAGUUAACCAAAGAUAAUAAUUUGAAUUUUAUUCCAGUAUAUUUCUAUGCAUAUAAUUAAAUUUUGUUCAAACUAA
Nycticebus coucang (slow loris) is the source of this 4600-nucleotide messenger RNA. RefSeq names its product formin binding protein 4 (gene FNBP4). The record is from RefSeq and is a predicted model, not a curated record. NCBI's taxonomy places the organism in Eukaryota, Metazoa, Chordata, Mammalia, Primates, Lorisidae. Gene Ontology annotation, molecular function: protein binding.